Messenger RNA from Carlito syrichta (Philippine tarsier), 3450 nucleotides. RefSeq names its product tubulin tyrosine ligase like 5 (gene TTLL5). Lineage: Eukaryota; Metazoa; Chordata; Mammalia; Primates; Tarsiidae. The coding region runs from base 367 to 3450 and encodes 1027 amino acids. Gene Ontology annotation, cellular component: cilium. The record is from RefSeq and is a predicted model, not a curated record. Gene Ontology annotation, biological process: protein polyglutamylation; microtubule cytoskeleton organization. The transcript has 28 exons. Gene Ontology annotation, molecular function: tubulin-glutamic acid ligase activity; tubulin binding.
CCCCGGGAGGCGCGUUCCCCGCUCCGGGCUGGCGCCGCCUGCUGCGCUUCACUCUCAGCCUCGUCCGCUGUCGGCUUCCGGGCGGGAUCACGGCGGCGGGAUCAUCCUAUCCUCCGGGGUAGCACUUGCGACCUGCCCGAGAUUGGGGUGCGCUGCAGUUGCGGCCCGGUCUUUCCCGGUGCAGCACUUGCGUCCUGCCUGGGGCUGGGGUGAGCUGAAGGUCUGGUCCUGUCCUUCCCGGUGCAGCACCUGAGACUUGCUCCGGGUUAUGGAAUCUGUGCCAUCCAAAUUGUUUGAUCCAGUGAAUCUGCAAGGAAAGGUCUCUGAGGCCUCCAUCUGCUGACUGCAUGACAGACCCUAAAGGAAAUGCCAGUUGUGAUGGCCCGGGACCUGGAGGAAACAGCGUCAUCCUCAGAGGAUGAGGAGGUGGUAAGCCAAGAGGAUCAUCCAUGCAUCAUGUGGACUGGAGGCUGCCGGAGAAUUCCAGUUUUGGUAUUCCAUGCUGAGGCUAUUCUGACAAAGGACAACAAUAUUCGAGUUAUUGGAGAACGGUAUCAUUUGUCUUACAAGAUUGUGAGAACUGACAGUCGCCUGGUACGCAGCAUUCUGACAGCCCAUGGAUUUCAUGAAGUUCACCCAAGCAGCACUGACUACAACCUAAUGUGGACAGGUUCUCACCUGAAACCCUUCUUACUUCGCACCCUCUCUGAAGUACAAAAGGUUAAUCACUUUCCCAGGUCAUAUGAACUAACCCGGAAGGACCGACUUUACAAAAACAUCAUUCGAAUGCAGCAUACGCAUGGGUUCAAGGCUUUUCACAUCCUCCCUCAGACCUUCCUCCUGCCAGCAGAGUAUGCGGAAUUCUGUAAUUCAUAUUCAAAGGAUCGGGGACCUUGGAUAGUAAAACCAGUGGCCUCUUCUAGGGGGCGGGGUGUCUACCUGAUCAACAAUCCAAACCAGAUUUCCCUGGAAGAGAACAUCCUGGUCUCCCGUUACAUUAACAACCCCCUGCUCAUAGACGAUUUCAAGUUUGACGUGCGCCUGUAUGUGCUUGUAACUUCCUAUGACCCUCUUGUCAUCUAUCUUUAUGAAGAAGGAUUGGCUAGGUUCGCAACUGUGCGGUAUGAUCAAGGAGCCAAGAACAUUAGGAACCAGUUCAUGCAUCUGACAAACUACAGUGUGAAUAAGAAGAGUGGAGACUAUGUCAGUUGUGAUGACCCAGAAGUGGAGGAUUAUGGGAACAAAUGGAGCAUGAGUGCAAUGCUUAGAUACCUUAAACAAGAAGGCAAAGAUACAACCGUGUUGAUGGCCCAUGUAGAAGACCUGAUCAUUAAGACUAUCAUCUCUGCUGAACUAGCUAUUGCUACUGCCUGUAAAACCUUUGUUCCUCAUCGCAGCAGUUGUUUUGAACUCUAUGGCUUUGACGUGCUCAUAGAUUCUACUCUGAAGCCAUGGUUGUUGGAAGUGAAUCUCUCUCCUUCUUUGGCCUGCGAUGCACCUCUGGACCUAAAGAUUAAAGCCAGUAUGAUUUCAGAUAUGUUCACUGUUGUAGGAUUUGUGUGCCAAGAUCCUGCCCAGCGGGCAUCAACCCGGCCAAUUUAUCCCACCUUUGAGUCUUCCAGGCGAAACCCUUUCCAGAAACCUCAGCGUCCAGUAUCUGCACAGUUUCAGUCAUCAAACACCAAGCAGCGUUCCCGUCCACUCUCUGCUAGUGAUGCGGAAAUGAAAAACUUGGUGGGCUCAGCCCGGGAGAAAGUGUCGGGAAAGUUAGGUGGUUCUGUGCUUGGUCUGUCUAUGGAAGAGAUUAAAGUUUUACGGAGGGUGAAGGAAGAGAAUGAUCGGAGAGGUGGAUUUAUUCGCAUAUUUCCUACAUCUGAGACAUGGGAAAUAUAUGGGUCCUACCUUGAGCACAAGACCUCCAUGAACUACAUGCUGGCAACACGCCUUUUCCAGGACAGGGGAAACCCAAGAAGAAGCUUAUUGACAGGAAGAAUACGAGUGACUGCUGAUGGAGCACCAGAAUUGAAGCUAGAGAGUAUGAAUUCAAAGGCCAAGCUGCAUGCUGCUCUUUACGAGAGGAAGCUCCUGUCUCUGGAGGUGCGAAAACGUAGACGACGGAGUAGCAGAUUGAGGACGAUGAGGCCAAAAUACCCAGUGAUUACUCAACCAGCUGAAAUGAAUGUUAAAACUGAGACAGAGAGUGAAGAGGAAGAAGAAGUUGCAUUAGACAAUGAAGAUGAAGAACAGGAAGCUUCCCAGGAGGAGUCUGCAGGGUCUCUUGGAGAAAAUCAAGCCAAAUAUGCACCCCCAUUGACUGUUAUGGUAGAAAAUUCACCCAAAGAAAAUUCCACGAAAGUUCCUGAGUGGAAUAAUAAAGGUGAACAGAGCUGCAAAAUUGAGACUCAGGAGCCAGUUCCUAAAUUUAAUCUGAUGCAGAUUCUACAAGAGAAUGGAAAUCUUAGCAAAGUGCAGGCCCGAAUAGCGUUCUCAGCAUACCUCCAGCAUGUUCAGAUUCGCCUGAUGAAAGACAGUGGAAGUCAGACAUUCAGUGCCAGUUGGGCCGCCAAAGAGGAUGAACAGAUGGAGCUGGUAGUCCGUUUCCUUAAGCGAGCAUCAGGUAACCUCCAGCACUCGCUGAGGAUGGUAUUACCCAGCCGACGAUUGGCACUUCUAGAACGCAGAAGAAUCCUGGCCCACCAACUGGGUGACUUUAUCAUUGUAUACAACAAGGAAACAGAACAAAUGGCUGAAAAGAAAGUGAAGAAGAAGCUAGAGGAAGAAGAGGAAGAUGGGGUGAAUACAGAAAACUUUCAGGAGUUCAUCAGACAAGCAAGUGAGGCUGAACUGGAGGAGGUGUUGACUUUUUAUACCCAAAAAAACAAGUCUGCAAGUGUCUUCCUGGGGACUCACUCUAAAAGUUCUAAGAACAGCAACAGCUGUUCUGACAGUGGGGCAAAAGGUGAUCACCCUGAGAUGGUGGAAGAAGUGAAAAUAAAGCCGCCCAAACAGCAACAGGCAACAGAAAUUCAUUCUGAUAAAUUAUCUCGAUUUACCACAUCAGCAGAAAAAGAGGCUAAAUUAGCCUAUACCAAUUCUUCCUCUACUCCUUUCUCUGUUCCUGCUACUCUUCUGCAGAAAAUUCCCAACACCCAUUUGCCAUCUGCUGCAGCCUCUGACCUCUCCCAAGGGACUGGCCACCUUUCUGCUUUAUAUCAAAUUCCUCCAGUUAUCCCCACUGUGCCUCACCAGCCAACAGUGUUACUGAACACAGUCUCUGACAAUGCUUCUCCCUCCAUACAUCCUGGAACACAGAACAUACCAAGCCCUGCUGACCUGCCACGCUGUCGAUCAGGCAGUUACACCAUUGGCCCCUUUUCCUCUUUCCAAAGUGCUGCACACAUCUAUAGCCAGAAACUGUUUCGUCCGUAUUCAGCAAAGGCAGGGGAGUGA